Messenger RNA from Ahaetulla prasina, 4596 nucleotides. RefSeq names its product MKKS centrosomal shuttling protein (gene MKKS). The record is from RefSeq and is a predicted model, not a curated record. Gene Ontology annotation, cellular component: kinociliary basal body; cytoplasm; nucleus. The transcript has 4 exons. NCBI's taxonomy places the organism in Eukaryota, Metazoa, Chordata, Lepidosauria, Squamata, Colubridae. Gene Ontology annotation, molecular function: ATP binding. Gene Ontology annotation, biological process: intracellular transport; chaperone-mediated protein complex assembly; developmental process. Bases 19 to 1731 code for a protein of 570 amino acids.
GGAAUUUUCUCGGGAAAGAUGUCUCGGGCUGAUGUCAAAAAACCUUCCCUCUGCACCACUGGGCCUUUAACUAAGGAGGUGAUUAGCCAGGCUGUCUCUGCAUUUAGUAAGAUAAUGAGGUCCUGCUACGGCCCCACAGGUAGGCUCAAACAAUUUCACAAUGGCAUGGGAGGAUACGUUCGUAUUUCAUCACAAUCUUCAGUUUUGCUGAGUAGCCUUUGUGUCACUCUCCCCGUCUUAAAGCUUCUGGUUGCCUCUGUGCAGAAUCACCUUGCGCUCUUCGGGGACAGUGGCUUAUUUACGGCAAUUUUUUGCUGCAGCUUGCUUGAAAAAUACAAAAGCCUGAAUAUUGCUCCGUACCCUUUCAUUAAAAUUAGCAAGCAUAUUUUGAGCAUGUGCAUUGACUACCUUUCAUCUGAAACCUGUGGUUGCCGAAUACCGGUGGAUUUCAGCAGUUCUAAGCUUCUCCUUAGCCUGGUUCGCAGUAUUAUAUUGAGCAAACGCGCUUGCAUGCUUAGCAGGAAGGAGACCGAUUAUAUCAGUAUAUUGGUGUUAAGAGCCUUUCUGUUUACAAUUCCCCAAAAUGUGGAUUCUAGUGCCGUGCUAGGAAAAUGCCAUUACAUACCUGUAAAAAAUAAGAGAGUUAUGGAUUCUACUGUCUAUCCUGGACUUUUAAUUGAAAUACCAGAAAUGCAUCUGACUCCGCCUUUCAAAAGAACUGCUUCAGGCCAGAUCAAAGUGGCUCUGUUUGGCAUGUCUAUGUCAGGAGAUUUGUCUCAUGCCGGAGAAGGAGCCAUAGUUAUCCAUCAUGGAAUUUUUCUAGAAGCCGAAGUGUUGGAUCAGUUAGUCAGUGUAGGCAGGGAAGUAAUAACUGAUGGUGUCGGUCUUGUGAUAUGCCAGAAGGUCAUCCACCCAACCUUGAAGCAGUAUUUAAAGGAGAACAAUAUUGUUGCUGUCGAGAGAGUUGGAAUAAGAAUGAUGGAGCCCCUGAAGAAAAUGACAGGUUCUCAGCCAAUACCUUCUUUAGAAUUCCUAUCUCCUGCUUGUUACGGCCAUCUGAAGGAUUUACAGACUCAAUGUUUUGAUUCAAAAUGGUUCCUGCAUCUAAUUCCUGAUCAGCCAGUUGUCUGCAGCUUGCUACUCUGCAAUAGGAAUGAAACAGCAUGGGAUGAACUAAAGCUUGCUUGUCAAACUGCAGAACAUGCUUUGCAGUUAACAGUCAAAGAUCCAUGGAUUUUGCUGGGCGGAGGCUGUACCGAAACUCAUGUGUCCUCCUACAUAAAGCACAAGAGUUGUAGUGUAACAGAGGGCACCUUGGAAGAUCUAGGUUGUUCUUCGGAGGAAUUCCACUUAGUAACUGACUGCUUUUGCCGCUCAUUGGAGUACAUUGCUAACUCUCUGGAGCAUGACAGUGGUGACAUUCUGACUGAUACCCGUUGGGGUCAUUCGUGGUCUGUUCCACCUAACAUUCCUAGCAACUCUGAUUGGUCAGAUUUUGUUCAAAAGUGUGGGUGCGGCCUUUGCAACAAACAGGAAGACCUCAACUGGAAGAUGUUAAACUGUCGUUCUGUUUCUUUCCUUCCCCAAAACUGUGCUAAUGAGUCCUCUGUCGCAUCUGCUGACCAGCUUGUCCUGGAUUGUUUUGCCGCAAAGCGGAACGGUUUGCAAGUUGCAGUUGAGACAGCCCAUCUCAUUUUAGACAUAUCACAUAUAAUUGAAGAUCGUAAUUAGUUGCGUGUGCAUGUUUAGCGAGGGCGAUGUAUUUGUGCUGGCAAUUCCAGGCCUCUUUCCAACCACAUCCCUUGCAACUUCAGAAAAAUCUGUAACAAACAUUGGAAUUCUCAAGGUCAUGUUUGGUAUUUCCCACCAAUCUAUUACUGGAAGGGAAAAAAAGCAAUUCCUGCUGCGUUACAGACCCCCAGAGAAGCAUUUGCACAUAUGCAAGUAUCCUUAGUGUGCCAUACUUAUGGACUAGAAAUAUAGGUUGCAAACCUGGCAUUUCUUGAUGUAACAUAAAUAUUUUUGUCUUAUUUUGGUUUCUUUGCAUGUUUGAUAUUUUUAAAAAGGUAUAUGCUACUGAAAACACUUAUGCAAAUAUGUAACAUCUUUUGCUAGGAUACAUGACCACUGUUUGUCCAGUAUGUGAAAAGUGAAAGAUUGUGACUAAACAAAAAUUAAUGUACAGAUGAUACCACCAGAAAUUAUUUUAGCCUCUCUAAUAAAUGGUGUUACUGAUUUUAGCUCACCAUGGAAAACAUCAUAUAUUGUUACGGUUAAUAAUUUAAGGACUGAAGUGCAACAUAAUUGGAUUCUAAAUAAUUAUUUUUCAAAACACAGAACAGUCCAAACAUAAAAGUAAAGUCCAAAUUAAGAAUAUUUCAUUUUUUAAUUUAAGACUUGUUUAAUUUAAAACUGGUUUAGUUGUAAUAGAUUGUUACAAAUGCAAAACAUUUUUCAAGAGUACUUUCAAAAAAAUAUUAUUUUUUUCUAGCAUCAGCUAAAUUAGAUACAUUACAUUGAGAAACGCGUUUCUCAUUUCUUUCCUGUUACCUUUAUUAAUGUCAUUGCAGAAAUGUUAAUAUAGGAAAUAGAUUUUGUUAUUUGCUUUUAUCUUCCAAAACAGAAAAAGGUUAAAAAAUGUGAGGUUCUUGGCUGCUGGCUUUUUUGAGUUAGUUGUUUUAGAUUCUAAAAGUUUAGUUCCUAAAGCGGUAACCUUAUAAAUAAUUUUAAUUUCCUCCUCUAAUGUAUAGAGUCACCUGACUAGGUGGCUCAGUGGCUAAGACACUGAGCUUGUCGAUCAGAAAAGUCAGCAGUUAGUUCGGCGGUUCUAAUCCCUAGUACAGGUCUCCUACGUGAGCACGGGGUUGGACUAGAUGACCUCCAAGGUCCCUCCCAAUUCUUUUACUGUUACCUUCAUAUCAUAAUGUAAGUGAAACAUCAAUUCUGCCUGUUCUCCUUCCAUUUAAUGCAUCAAAAGUGUUUUGGAUACAAUUGGUAAGAAUGGAUUGGUCCUGUCUGCUUAUAAUAUAGAGCAGUUGCUUCCUUCUUUGAACUGGGAAUAUCUUGGGAUAUAGUUAAAAAAAGUCACAGUCAUGGCUAUCAUAGUGCAAUCAAAGUUUGCACUUUUCUGUGUGUCACCUAUCAUGGCUACCACCUUGAAUAUUUUUUACCAAACUCUGCAUGCAUCUCUGCUUUGAAUAUGAAUGGACAUAUUUUUUCCUAACACAGUUUAUAUAAAUAUGUUUUUUAAAAAAAAAAUUAAACACACACAUCGCAUUUGUUACUCUCGUCUUCAUUAUUAUUAGUUACACAAUUUGCAGGUGAUCUUGAAAAGUGAGCUGUAAAUUCUUGCCUGUGUUUUUACAACAAAUUUAUUUAGUACUUUUCUUCCUGAAUUAUUGAAACCAGAAAAUUGUUUUGUAAUCAUGAGUGGUCUUAAUAAAGACAUUACCUCAGACAGAUCUUUGAUUAUGAUUUUCUGUGUUUAAUCUGCUUUUUCUUUUCAUAAUCUGUCUAAAAGAAGUUAAAAAAUAAUUUUGUUUACAGUCAAAAUAAAGAACUUACUGGUUUUGAUAUGGUUUUGACAUGGGAGGAGAAAUCUGAUCCAUUGUUGUCAUUCCCAAGAACAUGUCAAUGUUGUCUCUCAAUUGAUAGCUUCACCUCCACAUGUCAACUACAUCUAAUCAAAAUACCUUUUGAAACCACAUCAAAAUCAGGGGAAAACAGAAAAUCCUACUUAACAUAAUCAAAACUUAACUAGAUAACUUAGCUCAUGUUAUUCUGAAUUUGUGCUAUCCAUUAGAAUAUAAUUACUGUAGUUGAGUCUUCUCUUAAGGAGUGCUUGUUCAUUUCAGUUAAAUUCUUGACUAGUUUACUGAUGUCUGCAUUUUGGGGAUACUGUUUGCAAAGCAGUAUAUUAAAAUAUUGUAAUAAAUAUUCACUUGGUCAGUUCAAAAGAUGUGUGAUGCCAUCUGGAAGAAAUAAAUUCAUGCCAAGUACAAUCUUGUUUAAUAAAACUAAAUCGGCAGUUUAGUAUGGAAUGGGUUAGAUUUGGGAGUUGUCUUUAUUUUUGAGGUUUGCUACCGUUUCCCCCCGAAAACAAGACUCACUCUUAUAUUUUUUUGAACCCUGAAAUAAGCACUUGGCCUUAUUGCCAUGCGCUCAAAAGCCCGAUUGGGCUUAUUAUCAGGGGAAGUCCUAUUUUGGGGGGGAAACGGUAUAUGUAAAGCACACACUUGAUAAAUGCAUGUAGUUCUGGUUUUUGUCUGUCUUUUAAAGAAACAAACAAAUAUGCUACUUCAAAAAUGAAAUGUAGCUUUAAGCGACUCUUGUUUGGUUUGCUCAUCCAAAAUAACACUAAAGUGGUUGGCAUUUUACUUUGCACGCUCCCAUCUCUCCACUGAGGUCAGGCAACCCUUGAGACUCACAUCUUCCAUCCAGUUGCUAAAUUUUCAGCCCACUUGGGAAAAGUUGUUUCCAAUCAUUUUCCCCAUCAACUGUUUGAAUUAGUCAUACGGAACAUCUUUUUUUUUUUGGCAUUGUUUGUACGUUUUUCGUUGUACGUACUUCGUUUUUUUUGCUUUCCAUUUGUACAAA